AUAAUUUUAAAUAUGUAUAUGUAUUAAUAUUUGUUGUAUAAUAAUGGAAACAACCAAAGAUUCUAGUGACACUUUGGUACAAUCUCCAUUAUCUGACCUCCCUUUUGACCAUAUCAUAAAAUACUCAUAUAAGUACUCUGAAGACUCAGAUUUUGAGAAUUUUAAGGAAUCUGAUAAAAUACCUCUGUUUCUAAAGUUUUUGAGUCAAAUUUGGUCAUAUUUAACUGAUUCGUCCCUGUACAAUGAGUUAAAAUCCAAGAAAACUCAUAAAUUGGUCCCGUUUAUGGACAGUGACACCACCAGGGAACUCGUAUCCUCUAACAUACUUAAAUUUCUCGAAAAUUACAAAGAAGAAAUAUCGCCUAAUUCAAAAGAAUCCGAUUCUUCGUCCUUACUAACAAGUGUAGCUCAAGGUCAUCUUUUGACCUGUUUUAAGCUUUUAUCGUCUUUCAUACUGUAUAAUGAUGGAGAAUUGAGUGAAUUUUCAGUGUAUCCCUUGACAAAUCUAGUUAGGGUAUUUAUGAAGCUGGUCCCAAAAGCUGUUGAUUUAUCAACCCUGUUGGACUUUUUAACAGAUUUAGUCAAGAAUUUAUCGCAUGAGAGUUGUUUGGUGUUUGGUAAUUUUGUAGUUGAUAACACUGAGUAUUUUUCUGGCAUCUUCAAGGAGAUGGAACAAAAUCCAAGUUCACAACGAAUUUUACAAACCUGUGGAGCUAAGUUAAUUGGGCUAGUGAAGGUUUUUGAGUCUAAUUUUGACCAAUUUUCACAUGAUUCACAACAUUCCUCGACUUUGUUCCAUUUGAGAUUCUUGUUGGCACUUUGCUUACCAAUUUCACAUUUAGGAAUUUGUAAUCGCCAGUCAGUAACAAGCGAGUCUAAACCGGUAAAUAAGUGUACCUUGGAGGAAUGGAAUAAGUUAGAAAGAACAACGCUAAGGUCAAAAUGUGAAAGUAUAUCUGAUUAUGAGAUAGCAACAUACGAAUCACUACUCCCGUCCUCAACAACUAAAGUUCCACCCAACCAAAUCUAUGACAUUAAGUCAUACCUUAACAUCGGUGAAAAAACUGAGAAAACAGGUUUUAGAAGUGUGAAGAUGCCAUCUUAUGAAGUUUAUUCUAACUUUUGUGAUUUGUACACAUUUUUACAAAACCCAGAAAUUAUACUUGUGAAAACCCAAGAGUAUGUGGAUGAGUUGCAAAAAAACUAUACUAAAGUGUUGUCUUUUGUAAACACACUGGCUGAAACUAGCAGUGGAACUGUAACACUGGGACCAGAUUUGGUUUUUGUACUUGGUGAGUUUGACGGCGGUGUGUGCGAGUUUGUUAAUAAGGCUAUGGAUUUGACAUUUUGGUCCAGUUUCUUAGUGUACUCGUGUUUAUCCUUCCAAAAUUUAAAAUCUUUUCACAAAAAGUCGAAAGAAUCAACAACAUACCAAUUGCUCAAGGAUAAGUGUGCAACUGUAUUGGAUAACAUUUACAAGAACAUCUGGGCAACAAUUGUAAAAAUCAGAAAUUUGGCUAUAACGACAAAUUGUUUGCUUGAUAAGGAACAACACUGGAUUAACUGGAAGUUGAAUGGCUGUAAUGAUGAGUUGGAGCCGAUUAGUGAUAGCAAAUUCGAGUUGGUUCGUUCAGAGUUUAACUUCUUUCCUGAGGAUGUGGAAUUGGACGAGCCCGAAACUGAGGACAAAAACGUUCUAACAACCUUGAGGGAGCUAGAAAAGAUAUCGCAUAAAUUUGGAGAUAAAGACUCCUCAAUAGGAGUAAAUUAUGUUCCACUGAUUUCAAAUAUGGAACUGAAUAAAGAGUCAGUUUACUGGUAUAUCCAAGACUCGGAGCAUGACUUCUCAAAGAUGAGUUGUGAUGAUCAGUUGUUGAUGAAGUUCAAUGACUACUGUAAGAAGCUGGACAUGGAUGAGGACCCAGAAAACGAUAUUUCCGAAAACGAAAGAAGUAAAAACAACCCUAUUUUCAAGUUCAGGUUCACAAGGCUUUUUGGAAAAUUCCACUUGGAGAAGUUCAUGGAGAUGAGUAGGGAUGAUUUGGCCACAGGUAGCGUGGAAUCCAUGUUAAGGGCGUUGCGUGAAAGUAAGGGAGAAGUUAAGGGAUCACCGACAAAGAAGCAGAAAAAAUAA
Theileria parva strain Muguga is the source of this 2134-nucleotide messenger RNA. RefSeq lists its product as uncharacterized. Bases 44 to 2134 code for a protein of 696 amino acids. The record is from RefSeq and is a predicted model, not a curated record. NCBI's taxonomy places the organism in Eukaryota, Apicomplexa, Aconoidasida, Piroplasmida, Theileriidae. The transcript has 12 exons.